Molecule: messenger RNA, 826 nt
Organism: Athene cunicularia (burrowing owl)
Lineage: Eukaryota; Metazoa; Chordata; Aves; Strigiformes; Strigidae
Product: homeobox protein vex1-like
Exons: 3
Biological process (GO): cell differentiation; regulation of transcription by RNA polymerase II
Cellular component (GO): nucleus
Molecular function (GO): RNA polymerase II cis-regulatory region sequence-specific DNA binding; DNA-binding transcription factor activity, RNA polymerase II-specific
Source: RefSeq, a predicted model, not a curated record
AUGUGUAUUUACACAAACAACGUUUUCCUCUGGGACUUGCGGUAUAAAGGAGGAGUCGUGGUCCCCGACACCCUCCUUCCCGGCAUCUCCCAAACAAGGCAGGAUGACCAAAGCCCCUUUCUCUGUGGAGUGGUUGUCGCAAAGCAGCCAGGCCCUCAAGAGCCCCACCGAGGGCUCCCCGCACCGACCAUCCUCCGCGGGCCAUCGACCCGGCUCUGGCUCCAGCCCCGGCUUAAGAGAGCGGAGUGAGGAGCAGCCCGCCGGCCCGCGGGCCGAGAGAGGCGGCAGGAGCAGGGAGCGCUCGGCGGCCCGCCCCGCUGCAGGCUGCGCACGGCCUUCAGCGCGGAGCAGAUCAGCACCCUGGAGAGCUCCUUCCAGCGGCAGCGCUACCUGGGGGCGGCCGAGCGCCGCCAGCUGGCCGGCAGGAUGCGGCUCUCGGAGGUGCAGAUCAAAACCUGGUUUCAGAACCGCCGGAUGAAGCUCAAGCGGCAGCUACAGGAGCUGAGGCCGGAGCCUUUUUGCAGCUCCCCUCUCCCUUACGGACCUCAGAGCAGCGUUGUGCCCUUGCCACUCACGUACGUGGCCCAGCCAGCACCUCUGCCCCAGCAAGGGGCUGCUUCUGGGGGCUUCACCUUGGCAACGCUGCCAGCACCCACCCUGGACCUCAGCAGCGCCUGCAGAGCACAGCCUGUGGGCUUUUGGGCAGCACCCUGCUUUGUGGGGUACAGGGAUCCCAGAGCUUUCCUGCUGGGUGUCUGACCCUCUGAUAUGGACUAUGACCAAGGAGGAUUUGCACUACUGAUAGCUGCCCUCUUCUGUAACUGCC